Molecule: messenger RNA, 397 nt
Organism: Rubroshorea leprosula
Lineage: Eukaryota; Viridiplantae; Streptophyta; Magnoliopsida; Malvales; Dipterocarpaceae
Source: the annotation of a GenBank genome assembly
AAACCUUUUGUUUUUCAAUGUUGGUAAAUUCGAUGGGAACAAUUUUAGAUGGAUACCUAGUGGAGAGUACAUACAAAUGAGUGGCCGUGCUGGUUGUCGAGGUAUUGACGAACAAGGAAUAUGCAUUCUAAUGGUAGAUGAAAAGUUGGAGCCUUCUACCGCUAAAUUAAUGCUUAAAGGAAGUGCUGAUAGUUUGAACGGGAUCUCAGAUAGAUGGACUGGUUUAAUGGUGACGACAUGUACUCUUAUGAGGUGGCUUGACUUCUGAUGGGUCAGAAGGUUUCAGUUGUUUUAGUCAACCAAGUUCUGUUUCUGAAGAAUGGCUUCUUUGAGGGGGGUGUCUGUACUUGUAAAACCAUAAAGCAUAUACAUUGCAAAAUAAAAUGAUUUUUUUUAC